ACAACUGAAGAAAAAUGGUUAGCCAACAGGAAUUCGAGAAAGCCGCCGAAGAUGUCAAGAACUUGAAAACAUCUCCAGCCGAUAACGAUUUAUUGGAAUUGUACAGUCUAUAUAAACAGGCCACAGUUGGUGACUGCAAUACAGACAAACCCGGCUUUUUGGACUUCAAAGGCAAAGCCAAAUGGGAAGCCUGGAACAACCGCAAGGGAACAUCCAAGGAUGAUGCCAUGAACGCCUAUGUUGAAAAGGUCAAGGCCCUCAUCGAAUCAAUUGGCCUUAAAGCCUAAA
This is a messenger RNA of Musca vetustissima, 288 nucleotides long. It is a transcript of the gene Acbp1, whose product is annotated as acyl-CoA-binding protein. The transcript has 3 exons. The coding region runs from base 15 to 287 and encodes 90 amino acids. Gene Ontology annotation, biological process: fatty acid metabolic process. The record is from RefSeq and is a predicted model, not a curated record. Gene Ontology annotation, molecular function: fatty-acyl-CoA binding. NCBI's taxonomy places the organism in Eukaryota, Metazoa, Arthropoda, Insecta, Diptera, Muscidae.